AUUUUACAGGUUAUAGAAACGUCACACAGAAUUAAUUUUGUGGUCGUACUUUUGUAUUGUUUUCGCCAUCAAGUAGAACACACAAUAUAUUUUUUAUAAUUGAUCAUUACAGACCAUAGAAUAGCCAACGUUGAUGAUCACCACCGCAACGAUAAACACACCACGAGAAAUAAAACAAGGUUAUGUUAUGUUGACAUCUCAUCAGUAAACAAACUUUUACACAUUUCGUGGUAAAAUCUUAACCGAAUCAUUAUGGAUCCAGUAAUAGAUGAGUCUGAAGAAACCAAUGGUAGUAAUUCCGAUAGUCAAUCAGAUGAAGAAACACUUGAAUCUGAUCGGCAAAAAGUCAAGGAGCAGUUGAGUGAAAUGAGUUUUGAAGAGCUGCAAAAACUGAAGGAAGAAAUGGGGACGAAACUGUACAGUCAAACCAUGUUUGGUAAAACAAAAACGAAAGUUAAAACGUUUAAAAGAGUAAAUAAAAACAGACCGAGAGAAAUGAGUUCAAAAAGGAUUGCACAUGUAAAGACUAGCGUUAAAGUUUCUAGUAAACCAACCACAAGGGAUCCAAGGUUUGAGUCUUUUUGUGGGACAUUCGACAAGAAAACUUUCCAAGAUAAUUACAAGUUUGUGAAUGAUCUUAGAAAAAAAGAGCGAGACCAACUUAAGGACGAAUUAAAAAAUACAACUAAUGAGGAAGAAAAAAAGAGGAUAAAGUUUGCUGUUCAACGCCUAGAAAAUCAAAUUCGUAAUGAAGAAAUGAAGACAUCUCAGGAAGAACAAACAUACAGUAAGAAUGAAGUUACUACAGAGAAAAAAGCACCAUAUAAGAAAAAAUCGGUGGUGAAACUUGAGAAUUUGGUAAAUAAAUAUGAACAACUCAAACAAACCAAUAAGAUCCAAAAGCACAUUGAAAGAAAAGCGAAGAAGGUAUCUUUGAAAGAACGCAAAAAUCUCGCCAGACAAAACUUGGUCUGAUUAAAAUUUUGUGUCUGAAAUAUAAAUCUGUCAGUUUUUUGGA
Molecule: messenger RNA, 1018 nt
Organism: Zophobas morio
Lineage: Eukaryota; Metazoa; Arthropoda; Insecta; Coleoptera; Tenebrionidae
Product: ribosomal RNA processing protein 36 homolog
Exons: 4
Coding region: 253-975 (240 amino acids)
Biological process (GO): maturation of SSU-rRNA from tricistronic rRNA transcript (SSU-rRNA, 5.8S rRNA, LSU-rRNA)
Cellular component (GO): 90S preribosome; nucleolus
Source: RefSeq, a predicted model, not a curated record